UACGAGCAAACGGUUGAUCAAGAACGAAUCAGUGCGGAUAAUGAGGAUUUCAUGCGCAUUGCCCUUCAGGUGACUACUUUUUAUUCUGAUCCGCUUUUUGUAAAAGAAAGUUUUUUGAGAAGUAGUUUUGAGAGACACGUAAAGCCAAAAAAAGCAUGUUUCCUCGCAACUCUAUUUAAGAUAGCAUACGGUAUGGAGUAUUUGGCGAGCAUGAAUUUUGUACAUCGUGAUUUGGCAGCACGUAACUGUCUUGUGGCCGAUCAGCGAGUCAUUAAAAUAGCCGACUUUGGUCUGGUAAGGAGUUGUUACGAGAAGGAUUACUACAAGGUAAGUACUGUUCAAGAAGUCGUCAGUGGGUUUGAUAAAAGUAGCAAUCGGAAUGCUUCCUUGAAUGAGCCGUCUAUGCACGCAGCUUUUCCAAACGCUAAUUUACUGCCACUUUUUUAUGCGUUUUUAUUUCCAAAAAAGUCUCAGUAUUGGCCGGUUUUGUCCAUUUACAUACACGAAUUAUAG
This is a messenger RNA of Gongylonema pulchrum, 513 nucleotides long. NCBI's taxonomy places the organism in Eukaryota, Metazoa, Nematoda, Chromadorea, Rhabditida, Gongylonematidae. The record is from the annotation of a GenBank genome assembly.